Molecule: messenger RNA, 3760 nt
Organism: Pecten maximus
Lineage: Eukaryota; Metazoa; Mollusca; Bivalvia; Pectinida; Pectinidae
Product: beta-1,3-galactosyltransferase brn-like
Exons: 2
Coding region: 300-1556 (418 amino acids)
Cellular component (GO): membrane
Molecular function (GO): hexosyltransferase activity; UDP-glycosyltransferase activity
Source: RefSeq, a predicted model, not a curated record
UGGAACCUUGGUGCAUCAGUACGCAGUUAUCUGAAUGAUCAGUCGUCUAGAACCUUGCUGCAUCCGUGCACGGUCCUCUGGAGUGGGGCCUGUGUGAUAUGUUGGAUUUGUUUACAGUCCUCGGGAGUGGAACAUGUGUGAUAGCUUGGAAUGACGUUUUACGUACUUUAGUAUACGGUCCUCUUGGGUGAAGCCUGUGUGAUCAAUGUCGUCUAAAACCGUAUUGUAAGCGUGUGCUGCAGUGUGCUGCAGCCGAAAUCCACGAUCAAUGUGCGGUGAGAGUCGUGACGUCUAAAGCCAUGACGUCACGCCUGUGCCCAUGGAAACACGCUGGACUGGUGUGGGGCUUAAUAAUAUUGGCUACGUUCACAUAUUUCCUUCUUUACCUUAAACUGACAGACAGAAACACACGGAAACAUCACAUGACAGCGUACUGGCUGCAGUGGAUAACCUUCAUGAAUUCAAAGAAAAGUUUUACAGGUUCAAGGACUGACAUCAUUCAAUCGAAUGAUUCAGUAAGUUGCGUCAAUCAGAAUUCAACGAUGAAAAGUUUUAAUUUGUGUCAAAUAAAUUCUGCAAAUUCCAAAAGUGGUACAGAUGUUCAUGGCUAUAUCCCCUUCAAUAACUUUGAAUACCCUCUGGAAAUUGAUAUGAACGAUUUAGUAUCCAAAUUAAAGACUAACAGGGAUGUAUCUGCUAAACCAAUAUUCACCUAUCCACAUACUUUUAUCAAAUCUCCUACAUGGAUGUGUGAAACAAGGAAUGUUCGUCUGCUGAUUGUAGUGAAAUCUGGAGUUACCCAUUUUAAAAGACGGGAAAUGAUCCGUAACACUUGGGGAAACAACACAAGUACAAGUUCAGGGAUAGUGACCCUGUUUCUGUUAGGGUCAACAAAGCACGUGAUGUAUCAACGCCAAAUAAAGCGGGAACAUAACAGUUAUGGUGACAUCAUACAGAUGUCAUUUUAUGACGACUACUACAAUAAUACACUGAAGACGGUUGGUGGAAUUAAAUGGGCGCGAAAUCAUUGCAACCAAUCAAAAUUCGUCUUAUUUACUGAUGAUGAUUUUUACAUUGCCCCAGACCGCUUGGUGUAUUACACUGAAAAUGUAGAGAAGUAUGAAAGGACUUCCUUUUACAGAGGAGCUAUGUGGGAAAAUGGACGUCCGAUCAGAAAUGAACACAAUAAAUGGUAUAUUUCCCGGGAGGAUUAUCCAUUCGAUCGUUACCCCGAUUUCAUUGCAGCGGGAUUCAUGUUAUUUUCUAUUGAUUUUGUUAUAGAUCUAGAUUUAGCAAUUCCUUUUACUAAGAAGUUUAUAUUUGACGAUGUGUAUAUCUCAAUAGUUGCUUAUAAGUUGCAUGUAAGUCCGUCGAAUAUGAAGGGCGUACAUAUACACAAGUUUCCGUACAGUCGAGAGGGGUUCCUACACGUGAUUGCCUCCCACGGAUACGAUCGGGCAUCUACCUUAGAACGGGCCUGGUGGAUUCACCAAAACAAACAACUACACAAGUAUGGUCGAAAGAAUCUUCGUGCUUAUAGUGUGAAGGCCAUUUAGCUUAUCAAAGUGAUUUUCAUCUCAACAUUCAGCAUACGAUUUCGAUAAUCCUCAUGGCCAUGCCAAGUGAUACAUAAAUAGGCCAAGAAAUAGACCAAAAAUGCUUUUCCUAUAUAAACUUUCACGUUCAUGUUGGAAAUAUAAUACAGUAUAUAUUAAGCACGGAUACCGUGGUAGAAAUACAGUCUAGGUGUCUUUAGACUUAGGGGCCGCGGUGGCAGAGUGGUCAAGGUGUCCCGACACUUUAACACUAGCCCUCCACCUCUGGGUUGCGAGUUCGAAACCUACGUGGGGCAGUUGCCAGGUUCUGAUCGUAGACCGGUGGUUUUUCUCCGGGUACUCCGGCUUUCCUCCACCACCAAAACCUGGCACGUCCUUAAAUGACCCUGACUGUUAAUAGGACGUUAAACAAAAACCAACCAACGAACCAAUAAGUCUUUAGACCUGUAUGUACCAUAGUGUGUAUACCACGUAGGGGUGUCAUGUUAACCUCCCCUGGUACAAAUACACUGAGACUGUCAACUCAUGUCCCUGAGACGCACACUAGGAAAGGUCCAAAUACGUCAUGCUGUAGUGAAAUAGGUCCAAAUACAUUCUAGCUGUACAAAAUUCUCAGGUCCCUGUGAUACACUAGAAUAGGUCCUAAUACAUUUAAGCUGUAACAAAUUAUCAGUACAGUCCCCGGGUCCCUGUGAUACACACUGGAAUAUAGGUGCAAAUAUAUUUAGACUGCAAUACAUUCUCGGGUCCUGCAUUGCAGUCGAGACUAGCUGUGAAAAAAAGCCAAUGUUCUGGCAAUCUGUAAACUGCUCUGCUGGGAAAUUAAAAUGUUGGCAUUCAUAUAAGCCUCUCAUUUAGGCAAUACACGCGUUCAAUUCGAAACUACAUUAUUAUUAUGUAGUUUGGGAACAGAUCAGGAUCUUAUAGGAAUGCUGAAAUUACAUGGAGUACAAUAAAUUUCAGCAGACUUCAGGCCCGAGAUUCACUUGUAUGUCAAACGUUUCAACACGUAUCGGAUGCUAUUUUAACUCAACAUAAAUCCUUAUAUCUAUUUCCCUGCAAAUUGAACCGAACAGUUUAAAUAUUCAAUUUCACAUACACUGUGGAAUUAUGACCGGGAAUUCACAUCAAAACACCGAUGGCCCUUGGCUAUACGACAUGAUCCCUGCUUUACCGGACCUCGAACUCGCGACGGCCAAAUCUCCAGCUAAGAAAUGCAUUCGACUUCGUAACCACUACGCCAAGACUACGAUCUUCUUCUUUUUUUAUUUCACUAACUGUUUACUUUAUGCAAAUGCAACUUUUAAUCAACCGACGUACAUGUACCUUCCUCUUUUUCGGAAAAAAGAGUUUCAUUUUACGGAGGUCGCUGAAAGAUUUAAAAAAAAAAUCAUAUCUUGUAGAGCGAGAGGCCCGAAGAAUAAUCAUUUUUCACUUCAAUAUCCGACACUACAAUGAUGGUUCAGUUUAAGUAGACACGGGCUUCCACAAUUUCUGCCGAAAUAUAUCGAGACAAACGUAAAGCCGGCAACUACAUGUAUAAUGUUACACUAUGACUCAAAUCUCAAUCUAAAGUCGGCGGGGAAAAUCGUUAAUUGUACAUAUAACAUAAAAUCCUAGGAGAUUGAAUGUUAAUUCGUGUGUGGUUGGCGACAAGAGACCAGUCGAUUACAAUAUCAAUGGAAACAUGUAUUUAUCGAUAUUCUCUACAGCGAGUUAUACCGGUAAUGUUUUACCUGUACAAUAACGCCAUUCGCAGAACAUUGCUAUAGCACAGUUAGAAUUAAGUUCAAUAUUUCAAGUUUUGCUUCAACAGCAAGGUGUGUACGUUUUUCCUGGGGGAAAUAAACAUAAUCAGCCGCUCUCACUUAGAUCGGGCUGAAUUCCGUGCCGAAGUGCAAUAUCCAGGAAUUAGCGGGUGAUCCAGGAUGGCUUCAAGAGCCCGGCGGAAAGAAUUAAAUAAUGCUUUAUUAAAGGCCCAUUAUCCAUUCUGUUAUUUGUACUCAUAAGUGGCAAAACCAUUUGUGUUUUCGACCACAUCCUAAAAACAGCUUUGCAUUGUGUCCUUAUUAAGAAACAUGGUGUAAUAGUAUAAAAGAAGUCACGCUACCGUAACAUAUGCACAUACAAUAUAUAUGAAUGCCAAAAAUAUUUAGCUUGUAAACUACAUAUGUCAAAAGAUAUAAAAUCAUUAUAUCUCUACA